Molecule: messenger RNA, 822 nt
Organism: Mesocestoides corti
Lineage: Eukaryota; Metazoa; Platyhelminthes; Cestoda; Cyclophyllidea; Mesocestoididae
Source: the annotation of a GenBank genome assembly
AUGGCGCUCUCAUUUGACGAUAGGAUUCUUGGUGAGAAAGUCAAUAAUUACUGCAGCUCCAGUGAGGAUGGUGAAGAUUCAGAUUCCAGUAAUGAUGAUGAAAAUAAUGCAGAUGGUUCAUGUGCACCUAGUCCAUCUCUUGCUCCUGAUUUAUUAAGUCAACAAGUUGCUCGUACCGGUCCAAAGGGUGUUAUUGCAGACUACAAACAAUAUCAGAGGCUCAAGGCUGAGCAGGAUAAAAUGAAGGAGGAAAUGGCAUUGCAGUUAGCAAAAAAGUGCGCUCUCACCAGCAGGUCUUACAACGCCGAUCAAUUGGCUAAACAACAAGAGCAACAACUCAAGGAGUUGUUUGAAAGCCUUGAGGAUGACGAUGCUUUUCUGGUGCAGUACAGACAAAGGCGGCUUGCCGAAAUGCAAGGGACUCUCGAGAGCCUGCCAACGUACGGGCAUGUAUAUGAACUUAAUGCAAGUAAUUUCGUUCACGAGAUUGACAAGGAACCUGCCCAAGUGACUGUGGUGGUUCAUGUGUUUGAAGAGAUUGCCAACGGCGUGCCUGCAAUACUAGUUUACAAAAACAAAGAGUUAAUUGGCAAUCUGAUAUCAAUUUCCAGAGAACUGGAUGAAGAUUUUGCGCCUGAAGAGUUAGAAACGUUCCUUUUCGAGCAAGUGAUUUUAACAUUUCCAUUUGGCCGACAACUUUGCCACAUGCUUUCUUCUAUCACCGCGCAUGGUUUCCUGCCUCCCAAGGAAGAUAAAGUCUCUCCACUCCUAAGGGAUUCGUCGUCCACCCAAUGUGCCCCGUUAGACAGCGACUCCGAUUAA